Vigna unguiculata (cowpea) is the source of this 1149-nucleotide messenger RNA. RefSeq names its product protein neprosin-like. The record is from RefSeq and is a predicted model, not a curated record. Lineage: Eukaryota; Viridiplantae; Streptophyta; Magnoliopsida; Fabales; Fabaceae.
AUGACGAUGAAUAUAUUGUUCUUUAUCUUUUGUUUGGUGACUAAUCAUAUUCAUAAUGUUGGUGCUAUUGAAGAUAGAUUGAAGGAAGAUGUGAAGCUUAGUAUUAAUUCUCCUGUCAAAACUAUUCAUACAAGUUUUGGAGAUAUUGUGGAUUGUGUUCACAUUUACAAACAACCAGCUUUUGAUCAUCCACUGCUAAAAUACCACAAAUUGCAGUUGAAACCCAACCUUGAAAUCGAGAACACAACUGAGAAUAGUUCAGAAAUUGAAGUCAUGUUUGGACUUGACGAAGAGAAUUGUCCAGAAGGAACAAUCCCUAUUCGUAGAUCAACAAAAGAUAAUCUCACUCAAAAACAAAAUUCAUCAAAUGAUCAUAUAUUGAUGCAGGGCAUCCCUGGUAUUCAUCUUGCAGAAGUAUCUCCGAGGCCACGUCUUGGUCCUUAUUAUAAAGUUAGUGGAACAGCUAGUAUUUAUAAUCCUAUAAUUCGUAAAAAAGGUCAAAUUUCUAUGACUCAUAUUUGGGUCGAGAAGGGAUCUGGAGAUGCUCUCAACAAAAUCUCUGCAGGAUGGCAUGUGCAUCCAGAAUUAUAUGGUAAUGAUCCUGCAACCCGUCUCUAUAUUACAUGGACGGCAGAUAAUUACAUAAAGACAGGGUGCUAUAACCUUAAAUGUCCAGGUUUUGUUCAAGUUAACAAAAAUAUUUACCUUGGUGGACCUUUUUCCCGUGUUUCUACAUACGGUGGACAAACUUUUGAGCUUUCCAUUUCUAUUACACAGGAUCCAAGUACGAAAAAUUGGUGGGUAAAAUCUGGAAUUACAAAUAUUGGUUAUUUUCCAGCACCGUUGUUCAAGAAUUUGGAUUCGGCAUACAUAAUAGGUUGGGGUGGAAGAACAAAGGUUGAUAUUAGUCAUUCUAGUCCUGCAAUGGGAUCUGGACAUUUUCCUGAUAAAAUCAGUAAUCAUGCAUGCUAUUUUAGAUCUAUGUUGAUUCAAGAUUCAUCAAGAAAUGAUUUUGCACCUAAAAUUGAUCAAACUGUAUCCUUCACUGACAACAGUAAAUGUUAUGGUGUUGAUUACUAUGGAGAUCAAGGAGGGGAUUUUGGAAGUGUUGUUCAAUUUGGAGGACCCGGGGGUGAUUGUGGAAAUUAA